Messenger RNA from Lindgomyces ingoldianus, 612 nucleotides. RefSeq names its product acyl-CoA N-acyltransferase. The transcript has a single exon. The record is from RefSeq and is a predicted model, not a curated record. Gene Ontology annotation, molecular function: acyltransferase activity, transferring groups other than amino-acyl groups. NCBI's taxonomy places the organism in Eukaryota, Fungi, Ascomycota, Dothideomycetes, Pleosporales, Lindgomycetaceae. Bases 1 to 612 code for a protein of 203 amino acids.
AUGGCGAACCCAAUAGCCUCAGCCAAAGCCCAAGAAGCAACCGAGCAUUUCACCUUCCGCAACGCCACUCCCUCAGAUAUCCCAUCCCUCUCUAGCAUGAUCUCCACCUCACUUCGUUCCUUAUCCCAGACCCACUACACCCCCUCCGAACUUGACGGCUCAAUCGGAUUCCUCUUCGGCCCAGAUACACUUCUCAUCCACGACCAAACUUACUUCAUUCUGCACCCCGUCAACUCCCCCUCUACCAUCUGCGCAUGUGGCGGAUGGUCUUUCCGCCGUACGCUGUACGGCGCUGACACGGCACCUGGUCGCGUGCCCGAGAAGCGUGAUCCCAAAGUUGAGAGAGCGAGUAUUCGGGCCAUUUUCACGCAUCCGAAGUGGGCGAGGCAAGGACUGGGAACUAUGAUGAUGCGGUAUUGCGAGGCGAGGGCGAGGGAAGGCGGGUUUGAGAGGUUGGAAAUGGGGAGUACGUUGACCGGUGUGGCGUUGUAUGAGAGAUGUGGGUAUGUACGGAGUGGGAAGGAGGAUGUGGUGGUCUGUCCGAAUGGGGAAGGGAUUCGGAUUGUGCAUAUGGUUAAGAAUGUAGAAACGGAGGGUGUGGAUGGCGUGUGA